Fonsecaea multimorphosa CBS 102226 is the source of this 1557-nucleotide messenger RNA. RefSeq lists its product as uncharacterized. The record is from RefSeq and is a predicted model, not a curated record. The transcript has 2 exons. NCBI's taxonomy places the organism in Eukaryota, Fungi, Ascomycota, Eurotiomycetes, Chaetothyriales, Herpotrichiellaceae. Bases 1 to 1557 code for a protein of 518 amino acids.
AUGGAACAAGAGCCCGCUCUUCAAAACAAGUCCCACAAAAAGACAAGUGUCUCCACUCCUAGUGAACCAUCAAUCAUUGAAGAGAAAAGUUCCCUUCACCGCCGUUCGCCGUCCGCAGCCCUCAGGCACCACUCAAAGGGAGACAAAGUCCAUGGCAUGGAAUCAUCAAAGAGAGAAGGAACGGAAAUACCGCAUAACCCUGCCACAUGGAAGAGCUCAGGUACCUCGAUCAUCCCAAACUUGAGCAAGUUGCUGUUCCGCUCGACUGGCGCAGAUAGUCAGCAGCAGCUAGAAGGGCGGGGACGGUCCGAACAGUCUCGCAGUGGACCUGAUUCCUGCAACCAGCACCAAGCUUCACCUGGCGGCUUCGCAAGUGGAGAAUCUGUCGAACCUCCUGUACCUCACAAGCCCGUUACAGCUCGCCAGGCGAGAGAUAGUGAGAGUGACAAGAGAGCAGUUCGAGCAUCGGAAAAAGACAUGCAAUGCAGCAUUCAUAUGCUUACUAGAGAAAAUGAUCGACUCAAGCAGGAACUUGGAGACCAGCAUGAGGUGAUGGCCAUUCGUGAAAGCGAAUAUAUCGAUCAUAUCACAAGUCUGGAAAGUGAGCUGAGAAAGUUAAGAGCCGAGAAAGAGGACUUGUCGCAAAACUUAGAGAGCUGCAAAGACCGCAUCUUCAAUAUGCUGCCGGUGGAAGGGAUGGCCGAUACUCAACUGCAAAGUCAAUACACCACUUUGUGCAAAACUAUCGAGUAUUGGUUGGACAACCAGUUUGAUGACGCGGAAGACUUCAUCGGUACCCUUGCAUGGGUCGGAAAAUCCGAAGAUCGAAGAAACCUGGUGAGCGAGUAUCUUCCGCAAAGAUAUCUGACACUCGCUGGAGAGGACCGAAACGUUCAGAUUCCAAUAAUGCAGGUGUUGGUCGCCCGUUACUUGCAUCAGAAUCUGCUUGAAAAGGACAGAAUCUUCCCAGGCCUGGACCCCUCCACAGAAGCAUGUCUGGGAAUGGUCAUUGAUGGGCUGCACGCUCUGAACCCUGCGAAAGAUAAGGAUGCUAUCCUGAUGUGGGCCGUUGACCUGCAACGAGCUUUCAACACAAAUGAACGUUUCAAAGAGCAGCGCCAGAAGAAAUUGAGCGAGAUUGAGGCCGUCAUUAUGCACUGUCCGAUGCUCUUGAAGGAGAUGGGGCUUCACGGCCGUUCCAAUGAUCCCGUGAUAUGUCGUGAAAUUGUCAAAGAAGCAGCAGAUCUGGCCAACAACAUCCGGCAGUCGAUGGCCGAAUAUGCAUUCGACUUCAGGGUCGGUUCUGCAGUACUCUUCGAGGAGAAAGUCAAAAAUUUCACGGUUAUUGAUUGCGGGACUGGUUCCACACUGAGUUCUUCGGCAGUGCCAAUUCCAGGUCCAGAUGGUAGAGUUGGUGAGAUUCUUUUUCUUGUAUAUCCUGCCUUUGUGCGCAAAUCUACAGGUUCUAGCAAGGAAAUUGUUCUCGUCAAACCCACCAUUCUGGUGAAAUUCGAUCAACCAGUUCCUCGUGGGAAAAGAAGCAAGUCGUCUCAUUGA